AUGGCUUCUCACCUGGACAACGCGCUUCGUCAACUCUCGAUUGAAGAAGAUGAAGAACCCUUUGUGCUUCCUGAUCAUCCGGAGUAUUACUCAACGGGUAGGAACGCACUUAGCUUGGUGGGCAGAUUAUUAAACCCUCAGUGUCAGGAUAUGGCAGAUUUUAUUCUCAACAUGUCUCGGAAGUGGAAGUUGUAUGGUAGAGUGAGAGGAGUGGCUCUCACCCGAGAAAAGUUCCAGUUUAUUUUUACUCACGAGCAUGAUAUGCUUAACGUUCUUAACAAAGGCGUUCACACUCACAAUCUGUGGCCCAUCGUCUUGGAAAGAUGGGUUGAGAAACCUCCUGAAGAUUAUCUUCAGUUUAUCAUGGUAUGGGUUCAGAUGAGGAACAUCCCGAUAAACCACUACACGAAGAAAGCCUUAUGGUCCUUAGGAGACUUCGCGGGUCAAGUAGUGGAGGUUGCUUUUGAUCCAGACAAGCCGCAAAUCAAAGAGUAUGUAAGGGUGCUUGUACGUUUUGAUGUUUCAAAACCUCCCCGAAGAGCCAAGAAAGUAACAACGCCGGGUGGUGACACUGUGAACAUCCUGUAUGAUUAUGAAAGGAUUCAGAAACGGUGUUAUACGUUUCAGCGACUAACUCAUGAACAGCUUUCGUGCCCUAUCUAUAGGAAUACAAAGAUGUUGAAUGAGAAAACAGCAGGAUCAUCUUCAGAGAGUUUUGAUGCUUUGUCUGGAAAACCUAAGAUUGCUAAGGAAGUUAUGGAGGAUAUGCGACUUUACUUGCGUGCUGCUGAAGGUGCAGAGAGAUUAGCCAGAGAAGAAAGAGUUAAGAAGUCUUUUGAUGAUUUGGAGAAUGAUCCGGUUGGUCAGAAGACUUACUUAAGAUUGGAGCCUCCUCCGUCUGUCACUAAGAUUCUGGAUAAAAGAAAGGGUCAUGUCUAUGAUUUCAUAGCUCAAGAGGUGAAGACUCCUAGAUCUGAUAAGCUGAUGGCAAGUGCUAUUUCUGCGGGAACCAAAUCUCUUCAAUCUGGAAAAGUGGUAUCUGCCAUGCCUCUCUUGAUGGUUCAUUCUGAUUCUAGUCUCCCUGAAUUUUCUGCUCAGAGUUCAACGGGUUAUAGUGCUGGUUCUUUCGUCACCAGUGCUUCCGGGACUCCGAUAAAGAAACCUAAGGGUAGGCGAAGACCUGGUACUUUCAUCAGAAAGGCUAAUGGCAAGGGUACGUUGAAGGCAGAUGCGAGCAGAGGUUCUAAGUUUGGAGAAGGUGUCUUCACUGAUUCGAAGAGGAAAGCAAAGGAAGAUGUCGAGCCAUCUCAAAGCUCUGCAAGGUUUAAGAAACCAUUGGUGGUCCCGAUUGAGGGACCGUCCAAUAUCUAA
This is a messenger RNA of Brassica oleracea var. oleracea, 1371 nucleotides long. RefSeq lists its product as uncharacterized. The record is from RefSeq and is a predicted model, not a curated record. The transcript has 2 exons. NCBI's taxonomy places the organism in Eukaryota, Viridiplantae, Streptophyta, Magnoliopsida, Brassicales, Brassicaceae. Bases 1 to 1371 code for a protein of 456 amino acids.